AAGGCGUUGAUUUAGGAGCAUAUAGACAGCGGCCGCGGGAGGCGGUGUGCUUGUAGAAAAGCCGCUGCGGCGGUCCGCUAAGUGCGGCACAAAUGCAUGACACGCGGCUGCGGAAGGCAGUGCGCUUAGGAAGCCCGCCGCGGCGGCACGCCGAAUUGAAGGCGUUGAUUUAGGAGCAUAUAGACAGCGGCCGCGGGAGGCGGUGUGCUUAUAGAAAAGCCGCUGCGGCGGUCCGCUAAGUGCGGCACAAAUGCAUGACACGCGGCUGCGGAAGGCAGUGCGCAUAGGAAGCCCGCCGCGGCGGCACGCCGAAUUGAAGGCGUUGAUUUAGGAGCAUAUAGACAGCGGCCGCGGAAGGCGGUGCGCUUAUAGAAAAGCCGCUGCGGCGGUCCGCUAAGUGCGGCACAAAUGCAUGACACGCGGCUGCGGAAGGCAGUGCGCUUAGGAAGCCCGCCGCGGCGGCACGCCGAAUUGAAGGCGUUGAUUUAGGAGCAUUUAGACAGCGGCCGCGGAAGGCGGUGUGCUUGUAGAAAAGCCGCUGUGGCGGUCCGCUAAGUGCGGCAUGAAGGACGCUAUGAAGUGGGAGCCUGAACACCGGGCAAGGAUGCUGGAACUUAUAUGGUCUCACCGCAACUCUAUUGUUCCCUUUGGCCGUAAGUUUACUUCAUCACUUAUCUCGUUGGAAGUGCGAGGUAGGAUGGUGCUUAUAGGCGAUUUGUCAGCCCUUGAGCCCUCGGCUCGUACUAGGGUGGUUUGCAGGAGCAGAGAAAAAUUGGCCGAGAACUACCGGAGCAGUCGGCUUCCCCGAGCAGUAGGGAAUCGGCGAGUGGCAGUGACGAAGAUAUGCAACCCGGGCGGACGACCAGGGCCAGGAGGGCGGAAUCGGAGGACAUACGCCAGGCUAGAGCCGAAGGGUCAUCCGCUGCCGGCAGACAAGCGGAAAGGGACAUCCGGUCCGAAUCCAGGGGCCCGGUCGGGCAACAAGUGGAUUGGCGAGCCUUGGGGAAAGACGUUGGCUGCAAAACACGGAGACAAGGCCAUGUCACUCAGAGGCACGUUCGAGCCCAACGCGGCCUCAGACCCAGGAGCGAUAGUGGCAUUACGAAUCGGAGGAUUUGGGCUCCGAGGACGGCAGUCAACUUUUGUGGGGCGGCGCAAAGAACUUAUGGUGAUCGGUCUGACGGACGCGCUGGAACAGUUUUUCUGGCGGGCCGCCUCGCCGUCGGCCGCCUCGCCGUCGGCUGCCUCGCCGUCGGCCGCUUUGCCGUAA
Molecule: messenger RNA, 1270 nt
Organism: Volvox carteri f. nagariensis
Lineage: Eukaryota; Viridiplantae; Chlorophyta; Chlorophyceae; Chlamydomonadales; Volvocaceae
Exons: 4
Coding region: 563-1270 (235 amino acids)
Source: RefSeq, a predicted model, not a curated record